Molecule: messenger RNA, 3533 nt
Organism: Monodelphis domestica (gray short-tailed opossum)
Lineage: Eukaryota; Metazoa; Chordata; Mammalia; Didelphimorphia; Didelphidae
Gene: FOXN4
Product: forkhead box N4
Biological process (GO): regulation of transcription by RNA polymerase II
Molecular function (GO): transcription cis-regulatory region binding; DNA-binding transcription factor activity, RNA polymerase II-specific
Source: RefSeq, a predicted model, not a curated record
AGGGGUCGGAGCAGGUGGUGCACCUCCAAGGUGACCCCCACCUCCGGGGUGCCAUAAGAACUGAGUGUUAGAUUUUAAACGGGAGAGGAGCUACGAGAUCGUCUCUCUUCCUCCUUCUGCUGCUGGGAAAGUUUGGGCGCAUCAGGAAUUCAGACAACUUUCUGCCUCGGACACUUGCAAUUCCCCGGGGCUCCCUGCACCCCCUUCUAGUGCUCGCCUCCCCAAGCCUUCACGGGCUCCAGCCCGCAGUGGGAGGGGGGGAGGAGUUCCCUCGCCCGCGAGAAGCUGCUCGCAGGCACUCCCGGGGGAGCUAGGAAAUGCGGCGGCAAUCCCCUUGACCCUGCCCCGGGGCUGACCCUGCCCCGCGCGCGCACACACACACACACCCACACACACUCACACACCCUCUUGCACACUGCGCAUGCUCCUAGGCUGGACAGCUCCUGAGAGGGAAAUUUGAAAACGGUUGGGAGGCGGCGGAGCUAGCAAAGCCGGGUCUGCAGCAGCGGGCGGGCGGCCGGCCGAGAGCGGAGGGCGACCCCCUUAGAGGUCACGGAGGCGCAGCCGCAGCCGCAGCCGCCCCCAGCUCGCCAUCAGGAGAUGAUAGAAAGUGACAUCACGACCAUAAUGUCAGGAAUCAUUAGAAAUUCUGGGCACAAUCUCCAUCCUUCUCCCCAGGAAUACAGGCUCCUGGCCUCGGAAUCGUCCCGGGCGGCGGAGGACGAGCUGCCCGGCGACCUGCAGUCUCUGUCCUGGCUGACGGCGGUGGACGUGCCGCGGCUGCAGCAGAUGGCCAGCAGCCGGAUGGACUUCGGCGGCCCCGGGGCGGUGCUGCCCCCUACAGGUCCUGUGCUCGCAGCCGGUGCCCCGGGCACCAUCGGCCACGUGCCCGCCCAGGGGAUCCUGGGGCUCAGCAGCAUCGGGCCCCACGCAGCCAGCAUGAGCCAGUACCCCCUGGGGGGCCAGGACCCGCCCCAGCUCUACCAGGCGCCCCCACAGCCGCCAUUCACUCUGACCCAGGGCCCGCCCCAGUGCGCCCCUGCAGGCAUGUACAGUGUCUCCUUCGGGGCUCCGUUCCCCCAGCCCCGCAUCCCCUCGCACUCGGCUCAGGACCUGCACCCCAAGCACUACCCCAAGCCCAUCUACUCGUACAGCUGCCUCAUCGCCAUGGCCUUAAAGAACAGCAAGACGGGCAGCCUGCCGGUCAGCGAGAUCUACAGCUUCAUGAAGGAGCACUUCCCCUACUUCAAGACGGCCCCCGACGGCUGGAAGAACUCGGUGCGGCACAACCUGUCCCUGAACAAGUGCUUCGAGAAGGUGGAGAACAAGGCGAGCGGCUCGUCGCGCAAGGGCUGCCUGUGGGCGCUGAACCUGGCGCGCAUCGACAAGAUGGAGGAGGAGAUGCACAAGUGGAAGAGGAAGGACCUGGCCGCCAUCCACCGCAGCAUGGCCAACCCGGAGGAGUUAGACAAGCUGAUCAGCGACCGGCCGGAGAGCUGCCGCCGCCCGGGGGAGCCCGGGGAGCCGGACGUGCCGGCGCUGGGCCGCGUGGUGGCCGCCUCACGCCUGCCGCCGCCGGUGAUGACGCUGUCGCUGCAGCCCCUCCCCCUGCAGCACCAGCUCCAGCCCCGCGCGGGCCUGGCCCCCGGCUCGCCGGCGCCGGCCCAGACCCCCCCGCUGCACGCCCUGCCCGACGUGAGCUGCAGCCCCCUCCCGGGCCACCAGGCCGUGAGCCGGGGCCCCGCGGACUUCCUCAGCGUGGUGGGAGACCUGAGCGCCGAGGUGGACGCUUUGGACCCCAGCAUCGUGGACUUCGCCCUGCAGGGUAACAUCUGGGACGACAUGAAGGACGACAGCUUCAGCCUGGACACUCUCGGGGCCUUCAGCAACUCCCCCCUGCAGCUGUCCGACUGCGACCUGGCCGCCUCGGGACUCACCCCUGUGUCCAGCGGCAGCGACCAGUCCUUCUCCGACCUGCAGGUCACCAGCCUCUACGCCGCCUACGCGGCCUCCGGGGACGGCGGCCCUUCCUCCUCGGCCCAGUACCUGGGCGCCCCAGGCAAUAAGCCCAUCGCCCUGCUCUAAGGGGGCCGUGGCCGGCCUUGGGUGGCGGGGGGGGGGGGUCUGCGUGCAGGUGGAGUGGGGGAGCCUCUGGGCCUUGGAGCAAAUGCAGGGGGAACCCCACGAGCGCUGCCCCGCCAGAGCCCACGGCCAGCCCCCUCCCCCCCACGGCCCUUAGGAAGGUCCGGCGCCCUGGCCCAGAGAGACGAGUCCAUCUGCUUAAACCCAUGAACCUUUGCAUAGAACGUCUCCUAAGCGUGUUCUGGACCACUCGUGACCCCCAUCACGUGACAGGACAAGACGCCUUGGGUCAGGCUGCCUCCAUUCAUUCUGGAUCUCUGGCCUGCCUCCGUCGUCAGGCUCGCGGGACCUCCAGCCCCUCCGUGGUCCGGUGGACAUCCUUAAUUUAUUCUUCCUUGAAGCCUAACAAGCCCGGCUGAAACCACCCCAAGAAGCCUGAUGAAUGGAGGUGCUGCAUGGGCUGCUUAUCUUCCAUGGAGAUAAGAAAUCCCAUUGAUUCCCGUAGAGUAGGUCCCGGGGCUGUGCUAGGCAGUAUUACAGUUUGUAAAUUUAUUUAUAUUUAUUGCUACCCAUCGAGACCACAUCCCGGGAGCUGCACCCAAACCCGACCCUUAAAUGAUGGGUGAAUCAGAUCUUCGUUUGUCCCAUCACCGCAGCUUUCCUUUUGCAUGUACUUUGGAUGCUGUGAAACGUCUCCUUCUUGGUGACCAGAGCCCAUGUUAAAGCCACUGGACCCAGCACUUCCCCCCAGAUGAAUUUGUGGGAAGCUCCUUGUCCCCUUCUCGUCUUUUUCUAGCUGUUCAGUGAAAGGCUCCUUGGCAGCAGCUUCUAAUGACUGCAGACCCAACACGCCCCCAUCGCCUGCAUUGCUUUGCUCGUCCUUGUGUCCCUCAAUGAUGUUACGGUUCCCCUCCCUGGUUCUUCAUGUGACCCGUUCUGAAGGCGGUUUGGAUCGAGGGGUCCUGAAUUGGAGGGGGCCGGGGCAGUGAGAAAUGAUGAGGAAUCAUCGACCGCAAGAUACGUUCAAAAUGAAAUUUAGAAAGCAAUGGAAGCUUGGCCCGUGGUCCAAGGUUGGCCAACAAGAUGAUGGUUCCUCUCUUCCUCAUUUUUGCUUGGCCAGACCGUUUUGGAAGUCAUCCCCGGUGGGGGCUCAUAAGGAGGCUCUCCUUAGGUGUGCUAGGGGAUGAUUUUGUCUGAAGCCUACCUGAUGGCGGCAGCUUAGAUACUCCCUUUGGGCUCCCACAGAACACUCCAGAUGGCGUCAGUCACGUGUCUGAGUGGGCAGUGGCUCACGUCGGACAAGCAUUGAGGGACUCUUUCCUGUGACAUGGCCCAGAUCACUGACAAUAUUUUAAUUGUUGUUUAUGAUGAAUGUUUCUUAGGGCAACACUAAGCCUCUGUAAACAUAGUGUGAUAGAAUUUUUUCAAUAAAAGAGGAAAAAAAUGGUGAA